Molecule: messenger RNA, 1059 nt
Organism: Achroia grisella
Lineage: Eukaryota; Metazoa; Arthropoda; Insecta; Lepidoptera; Pyralidae
Gene: CPG9
Exons: 2
Coding region: 35-577 (180 amino acids)
Source: RefSeq, a predicted model, not a curated record
UCGAGCAGUGAGCAAUUGCAGCAAGCAGCCAGCAAUGAAAUACCACAUUUUCCUGGGAUUCCUGGCCGUGGCCACCGCCUACCCUGGCAUCAUUCACGAAGAAAUACCUCAACUGGAUCAUCAUGCUAUAAUUGGCGAAUCAGGACACCAUCAUCAGAUCCAACACGAGCAUGCGAAGUCACAUCAAUCAAUCAAGUUCGAGCACUUCCACCCUGUGCCAGUUUACAUCAAGAAGGAGCACCAGCAUUUACUGGAUCACCCGCUUGAGAAGGGCAAGUCUGAGCAGAACUUGAAGCUGAUCCACCCCGAGACUGAACACAAACUUGGCGGCGGUCUCGUUCUAGAAGAUCACAGACUUGACACCGAACAUCUUGCUCAAGCUCUUGAGCAUGGUGCUGGCUUGGAGCAUGGAUUAGAACAUGGUGGUUACGAACAAUUGGGAGGCUAUGAGGGUUACGAAGCCGAAGGUCUGAAGGCGUAUGCCGAAGUACAGCCAUCUUAUGGUCAUUAUGUUCCUGAGCACGGUCAACUGCUCUCUAGCCAUAGUGGCGAGAGCUACAAGCUAGGUGGAUACUAAUUAGAUUAAUUUAUAUGCAUCCUAAUGAGGGGUUCUCUUCCCUCAAAAUUAAUUAAGAUCUGUUUCUUGCCUGUUGUUCUUUAUACAGCGAUACUCAUGGAGAGGAAUUAAAAGGAUAUUUUUCCCUUAAAGUGAUUCCAUAAAACGUAAUAAAUAUUACGCGAUUUUUACAUUUCCCAUGCCCAACAAUGGAAAAUCUUGACAAAAAUGUUCCUCUCUAUGAGUUCCUAAAAUUACUAUUAAAACUAUUAUUAGAUAUGCAGUAGAGGCGCCCUUAUUUCGGCAUUUAAGUACCUGAUUUAGGCUAGAAAUUGUUCGUUUGCUUGUGUUCUCGACAUACGUAAUCCCUAUUGGAAUAUUAGCGUUCAUCUGAUUAUGUGAAAAUUAUGAAAUAGUUACGGCGAUCGCGCAUGCGUAGAAAGCAGCGGCCCGUGCUCUUGUAACAAGCCGAUCGACUUUGUCUGUGUGUUUGUAAUACUCAC